Messenger RNA from Delphinapterus leucas (beluga whale), 4749 nucleotides. The record is from RefSeq and is a predicted model, not a curated record. Lineage: Eukaryota; Metazoa; Chordata; Mammalia; Artiodactyla; Monodontidae.
AUGGUUAUGGAGGCUGAGAAGUCCCAUGAUGUGCCCUCUGAAAGCUGGAGAACCAAGAAAGCAAGUGAUAUAAUUCAGUCCAAGGCAGAAGCCCUGCGGGGAGGGGGUGUGCAGCACUGCGUUGAUGACUUCUCAGAAAGAACAAUUACUUCAUCACUUACAUCUGAAGGAAAUGAAGGUAACUCUGGAGACAGAGUUUCAUUGCCAGAUGAACCAACAUGGGCAAGUACCAGUGAAAGUAAAUAUCGCAUACGUCACUUUAGUGAAAGUCAUGAGCCAUCUUCAGAUAGUACUAGCUCGUCUUUGUCACUGUUUCAUUCAGAAGUACAGGAAAUUUUUCCAAGGUGCAGAGGGUGUCCUGAAAACGAGCAUGAAACAAUACAGUUUUCAUCUAAGAAAUUAUCUUCCAUAAUGAAAGCCAACGAAAAUAAAAAUUUGAUGUUUUCUUCUGACGUUAACUUUUCAAGAAUUUCUAGAAUCAUUAUAGAAAGUGAAGAUCUAGAUGUGGCACCACGCCCUCCUGCCCAUUUAUUUCUUUCUAGAGACCAAGUCAGACUUCUGGAAGAAAAUGUGAGAAAUAAAAUUCCUUUAACAUCCAAAGCUACUUUAGAGAGUAAAACUACCUAUCUGUACUCAAGGUCUCAAGAGCCCUUGAUUCAGAAUCAACAUUCUGUUAGAAUGGACAUUUCUGCCGAAGCACAAGAUUCUUUUCCGGGACAAAGUUCUCUCCCGAAUCAAGAUUUUUCUGAAGCCCAGUUUACUAGUCAAGCCCAACAACUUGUUAACAACCAGGAAUCAAUCAAUAGCCAGCCUGAUAUCAAGGCCAGAUACGUUGCUCUGCCUCAAGAUUUGAUGAGGAAACCACUUACCAGCAGCACACAAGGCUCCUUCCAGACCCAACAUAGGGACAGGAGCCAACAUUUGGUCCAAGUCCCACAUUCUGUUGAGACUCAAGGUUCAAUCAAGGACCUAGAGUCUGAUACAAAACACUCAGAAGAGGCCCAAUAUUCUGUUUGGUUUGAAGAUUCAAACAAGAUUCAAUAUUCAAUCCCAGGGCAAAAUAAUGUUUUUAAUAAUGCCAGACAUCUAGUUUUAACUCUAAGCCCAAAUUCAGUUGCUAAAGUGAUGCCACAACUAAAGAGUGUAAAGACAAAGGGCCAGAAACAAACUGCUAGCUCAAAAUUAAACCAGUAUCCUGCAUAUGGCUCAGUGCCUCUUUCACCUACCAUGACCAGGCAGAAAAACAGAAGAAAAACAUUACAUAGUAAAAGUAAAUUUAGUCUCAAAGUUCCACCUCAAAAGUCAAAGAAAACACCAACUUCACCGGUAUUUCAAAUCACAGUAUGUCACACUUCAGAAUGUAGCAAGUUAAGACACAGGUAUAAAACUAAGAAGAAAGAGUUACAUCAAAGAAAAGGUAUAUCAGGUAUAGCGUUGUGUCAUACUUGUGCUUUCAAGCUUGUUCCUCCUUAUAUUAGGAAGUAUUCCAGGAAAAGACUAGUGAAAUUUAUGCCAGGUUUAACAGGAUGUAGACAUUUUCCGCUGAAGCAAAAUAAGUCACUGUACGCAGAGAAAGUCAACUAUGCGGGGCCUGUUGAGAAAAGAGGAACCUCAGGGAGUACUAAAAAUGAAAAGCAUCAUGGCAGAGACAAUAAAGAACUAAAAAACAUUUCACCAAAAAUUCCACCUCAGCUAGAAGAGUCUUUCAUGGUCAAUACUUAUAAACAAAAAGCACCUUGUUCUUCAUUAAUAGGAACAAACUGGAAGAAUAAAGAGUCUCUUAAAGACCCAAUUUUACAAGCAAAGGAAAUCGAUAUUGCAGAGUUUUGUGCCCCAAAUAGUGAAAAAACAUCUGACCUGCAUAUUGCAAAGCAUGAGACACCUUUAGAAGAAGCUAUAUCAGCACCUUUGCAGAAAUUUGAUUCCUCUCCCAAAAUGGAGUCAGACAGAAGAAAGAAAACAUGGGAGGACCUAAAAAGUACAGAGAAUUCACAUCUUCUACUUACAAAUGGAGAGAAGUUACCAACUAGUACAUCAGAAAUGCAAAGGUGCUUUCCAAAGGGAAAUAGCCACGAAAAAGAAGAUUUUCUUGAAAUUGUUCUGGAGUCUUCAGAUGUCAACUUGCUCAUUUCACUAGGAACCAAAAAGCAUAAAAGCAGUGAACAAUCAGCAGGUGUAGAAAUUCAAGAGAGUCCAGAAGGUGUAAUUGAGAAGGAAAAGAAACCAUUAAUAGUUAAUGUUACAGAAGAUGGUGACCUAAGUGAAAGUGAGGAACUUGAAUGCAACACUAGAAGCAGCAUAAAAAAUAGGCAAGAUGAAAGAAUAUCUGAUGCAUUUCACGAUGCCACUCACACUGCCCUUUCUGAACCACCUCAUAUGGAAACGCAGAGUGGAUUAAAAACCAAGAGAGAUACAUCAAGAAUAGGGCUUAGUCAUUCAGCAGUAAAGCAAGACGAAUUACCAGAUGACAAGAAAACAUGGAGUGCAGAAUACAUUGAGAAGAGAUGUAUAUUUAAAAAACCACAGGAACAUGACAGAGAGGAAGAACAACAGGCUCUACAAGAAGCAGAUCCACAGCUAACACCAGGUUUCAGGUUCAGUCUACAACUAAAGCAGAAGCCCAAGUACGUCAAAUUUGAAAUAGGACAUAGCUGUUCAGAAAGUAGAACAACUCAAAAUGAAGAGCUAGAGGUACAACCACACACUCUUUCUACAGAAACAAUUGUGGGGACUGGUCCAUGCCCCACAAUGGAUCCAUUUCAAGUUGAGAAGGUGAAGCAAAGCACAGACAGACCUACAGGCAGGGAAACUGCAGAUCCAGUGCAUCCUCUUACAGUGUCAGAGAGCUUGCCAGUUUUAACUGAAACAACAGAACAUGGUGUCGCAUUGUGUGGAAGCCCCGGAAAGCCCCUGGAUGAUCAAAUUGCAGAAGAAAAGGAAGACUUAAAAAGAGUUUUACCUGAAGUUGCCCUGGGGUCUUUCCAUAGGCGUAUGCUUCCUUUAUCAAGUGUGAAAAGGCGGAGAAUCAGAAAAAAAUUACCAGAAACCAAAAAUGUACUCCGUUUCAACCAUGUAAUUAUGAAAGUAAAGACACCACCAAUACAUCAUAGAAGAAGAUUGAGAGGUGAUUUCAAAAUCAUGAUUAAACAAAUACUGCAAGAUAAAACUGUGGCAGAUAUGCUUCUGAAUGUUAUUGACCCUCACGUGUCUAUUUUGCCUCAUAUUAGAACACACAGCAGAUUAAAUGCAGAGAAUCACAGUCAUACCAAGCUAAAACAAGAGGUAUCAGAAGUUGAAAGAGAAGAAAAGUGUUCAGAUACCAUUACUAAAGGAAGUGACUCUGGAGACACACCAGAAGCAGCUAAAUUGCAAGAUGAAGUGAGUGGGGACAAAGAAGCUUCACCAGAAGCAGUGCUGGAGGAUUGCUGGAACCUCAGAUUGGACGCAUAUCCAGAGAAAGAGCUUAAAAUGAAGAAAGAAAUGCAACAACCAAUCACAUUUGCAGAGAUCAUGAUGGAGUCUGUUUACUCAGCCAUAACAGAUCCAUUUCAUGCUGAGAAUAUGAAGAAAAGCCUGACCACACAAACAGAUUUAAGAUGCACUGCACAUUCUGAGAUGCCUCCUCCAGCAUCAGAAAAAUCACUCAUUGGAGACCCUUUAACAACAAGAGAAAGUGAUGUCCCAGAUUAUGGAAGUGAUACAAGGGAAAUGGUUUAUUCUUUUGCAGAAACAAAGGCAGAGUUACCCAAAGAUUUACCAGCAAUUUUCCCAGAGACUUUUAUUUGCCACAUGCCUGUUUUAUCUCAUUCUAAAGUGAAGAAAAAUAGAGUAAGAUUCUCACACUUAGAAAGUAGAGUGAAGUCCAAGUCUGUACACAUGAAGGCAUUGAAGCCAUCAAUUUCACAAAUAUGUAAUAUCACAGGUCAUAGAGAGAAACUGGAAUCUGACUUUAAGGCCAAGUUUGAAAAGAUCAACCAAGCUAAUGGGCUGGUUUAUGAAUUUCUAAACACCCUUUACUCUCCUGUGUACAGCAGGUUACAAGAAGAGACAAACAGCUUCUGCCAUGCUCAAGUAAAGCUCCAGGGACUAGCAGGUGAGGGGAGACCACAGUAUGUUGAUUUCUUUGAUAAGAGUAGUGCAUUCUAUGACAGAGAAGAAAAAGUACAAGACGGAGAGGAAGAGGAGCAAAAAACAUUGCUAGUAACUGCUCUGCAGCAUACCCAGUACCUCUGGAUCAAUAGGUAUCAAGGGAAAGAGACCCACCUUGCCAAACCAGACCCAGCACUGGACCGUUUAACACAGGAACAAGAUAUACAGCACCGAACAUGCUUUACACAAACUGCUUUGCAGACUGGCCUCCAGAUGGGUCCUCGAGAAGCUAAGGAACUCCAGAAGAUCAACAAACCAGAAGAUGACAUAACAGCCCCUACAAGUCUGGAGAUUCCAGCUCCUGAGGCAGGGAACUCAUCACUUGAUAAACUUUUGAACACUACAACAGAGUGUGGCCUACCAUCUGGUGGAAACCUUAAAAGGGAACUAGAUUCUUAUUUUGUGGGGAAAAAUUCAGAGUUACCAGAAAAUUUGCAAGUGACCUUCCCACAGUUUUCUGAUUCGGUUGACCCCUUUGUUUCUAAAUCUAAAAGGAAGCAAAACAUAUUAAAAUUAGCAAGGAAGCACAAAACAGUGACACCAAAGAAACCAAUCUUCAAGAUGAAGAGGAAGAAGAAGGUGAACAGGAGAUGUUGUUAA